AAAUUGCGUGUCGCCAUAGUUUUCUGCUUAUUCUGUGAUCUCUCGUCCUAUCGAUCGUGCAUGUUUAUCUGUUCGAUGUCUAAAUUGUUCGUCGAGAUUCAACUUCCACUCUUUCCUUACUGUUUGAUUUUGGGCUUACCAUCAGGAAUCUAUUGCGCAUAUGUAACGAAUUGAAGCAAUAAUCUGAAAUAAGGCAAAUCUUACGUUUUGUUGGACAUAUUGAUUGCUAGGUUUCGCAGUUCUCAAAGUGAGUCCUUAUUUUGGCCAACCUAUUGUUUCUCAACAUAUGUGGAGUUUAGGGUUUUUGGUUAGCCAUGGAUAAGUGCAUAGAUUAGAUUUUAGUGUAAGAUUCAAAACUAUUAUUCAUAAAUGUGUUAAAGUCAUAUCUACCUAGUAACUUUCUAAAAUAACUGAUCCAAUGAAUUAUUUAAUAGUCAUGCACAUAAAAAAACUGAAGCAAUCAUUCUUACACAUUGACAUGAAGUAGUUAGUUGAUACUUGAAGGUGUUUCAUCCUUGCAUAAAACAACAUUCAUUACAAUUAACUUUUUUUUUUUUUUUUUGCAUAUUAACUAGAGCUCUCGAGUUUGUUAAUUUAUUGUUCUCUUUUGGAAUGGAAUGGGAAUACCCUUUCUCAAAGUACAUCAAAAUAUUAGGAUUUGAAGAGUAUAAUAAGACCUGCAUGGACUUUCCCUUUUUAUAUUGUUCUCAUUUUAGCUAAGUUCGAUGUUAAAAUGUAUAUCUGUUUCCAAACGAUAGGAAUUAUCUAGCUAAAGUAGAUGGGCUAGUAGGCUUCUUAUGUUUUCUUUUUCCCUCGUAGCUUCUUACCUGAGAUAUUUGAAUAAUCUAUUGCUUGGCAUGGAAAUUGGCUUGGCAUGGAAAUGAAUCUAACACAUUCAACCAAACAUUAUAUUAGCUUGCUUAUAGUAGAGCUAGUGGAAGCAAACAUAACUGUUCAAAAAAAGCUACCUUUGUUUGGCAUUCAAUUGUCCGUUGAGGAUGGGGUUGAAAACAUGAAAAAAAAAUAGUUAAAGCAACAACCUUCGAUGAAGUAGUUCGCCAUAAAGAUGUCUGUUGGUCAACCUCAAUUGCUGAAGGAUGAGGAAUGGAGACCUCCUAUGAUUGAAGUCUUUCAACGAAGAAGCAGUAGUCUUUAGCGGUCGGUGUCCUCUGUAGAAGACGCCAAUGAAGAAGAUGCCAAAGGAGGGAUGCCAACAAUGAAGUCGUCUACUGUGACGAAGGAAGCAAGGGAAAGGGAGGUUCUCAGAUGGAUGGCGAAUCCCAGGACUUCUCCCUUGAAUCACCAUUGUCUCAAGAACAUUCACCACGAAACCAAAGUUUAUUUCCUUAUCAAGCCCAGCAGGAGUUCGAUGCUUGAUAUGCAGAAGAACUUUUUCUUUGGAGGCAGAUGUAAAUGAUGGUUUUGAAGCAAUACAUAUUUGUAGAGAGUGUAAAAUUAUGAUCCUUGAUGAUACUCAGACAAAUUUGAACAUAAGAGAUAUUCACCGACUAAGGCGGCAAAGCAGAGAUAGGUUUAGAAGUCUAGAAUCAAUGGAGGAUUCAUUCUCUCGCAGAUUUUCACAACUGAUUAAUUUGGCAACCCAUAAUGAUGAUGAAACACAAGUUGGAGGCAGUGGUACUCCUCUUACUUCUCAUCGACAUGUGAGCUAUUAUGCAGCUCGAAGCAGGUCCAAGAGACAAAUUACAUUAUUUGAUAAUGGCAGUGAUGUUCUUGAGCAAUCAAACUCCAUGUUUGGACAAUCUGACUCAAACUUUAAGUUUUGGUAGUUAUGGUGGAGACUCAGACCUCUAUGGAUCAUCAUAGUUUAUUUGACAGACUUAUUUUUGCAACUUGAGAAUGGAAGCUCUGCUUCUGGUGACAUAGACAUCGACCCAAUGCAUGCAGGACUGGAUCAGUGGAACUCUGAUAACCAAGUCGAAGAAGAUAGAGAUUGGGAAGAGGCUAUUUGGGAAGGGAACAGAUCGGUUGACAUCACAGGAGUUGCUCAAGCACAAUAUGCUGAUGAUUUUGCUGACUUCAAAGAGUCAAAGUUUCGAAUAACUUACAUUGGGAAUCCAGAAGACUAUGUCGAUGCAAGGGGGUUUGAUGAACUACUCGAGCAGCUUGCAGAGGCCGAUAGCUCAAGAAGAGGUGCAGCUCCUGCAGCUGCAUCGAUUGUGAGAUAUCUCCCAUCUGUAGUCAUUGCAAAUGAACAUGAGAUUUGUGCAGUCUGCAAGGAUCCAUUGGUUGUUCAUACAAAAGCAAAGGAGCUUCCCUGCAACCACCUAUACCAUCCUUUCUGCAUCUUGCCAUGGUUAAAGGUGAGGAACUCAUGCCCGGUUUGCAGGCAUGAGCUUCCAACCGAUGAUCCAGAGUACGAAGAGGGGACUGAGGAAGCUCAUGACUUCAACGAUGCAAGGACUGAGCCAGGUAGUGUGGAGGAGCACCGUCAGGUGCCAACUCAAUCGAGGGGUGGAGGUAAUGGAGUCUGCUGGUUGUUUUUAGCUGCGGUUCCAAUUAUUUGUAUCAUCAGAAUCACUCUUGCUUCCUUGUUGAAAAAACCUACCGGCGAUGUACAAAUCCCGAGCAAUGUUAGGGAACAGCACCCAAUCACUGUGGGCAUAAAUAGGAGGUGGUGGUGGUCUUUCUUUUAAUUCCAUUCCUCUCUUUCUCUUGUUCAAGUUUGUGGUCAAGUUUGUGGUCUUUCUUCCCCUUUUAUUGUGACAUCGAUUUAAUGAUAUAAGUUUCAGACUUUA
Molecule: messenger RNA, 2756 nt
Organism: Zingiber officinale
Lineage: Eukaryota; Viridiplantae; Streptophyta; Magnoliopsida; Zingiberales; Zingiberaceae
Product: E3 ubiquitin-protein ligase RING1-like
Exons: 2
Coding region: 1896-2654 (252 amino acids)
Biological process (GO): protein ubiquitination
Cellular component (GO): cytoplasm
Molecular function (GO): ubiquitin protein ligase activity
Source: RefSeq, a predicted model, not a curated record